Nicrophorus vespilloides is the source of this 2977-nucleotide messenger RNA. Its product is annotated as xaa-Pro aminopeptidase 1-like. Gene Ontology annotation, molecular function: metalloaminopeptidase activity. The record is from RefSeq and is a predicted model, not a curated record. NCBI's taxonomy places the organism in Eukaryota, Metazoa, Arthropoda, Insecta, Coleoptera, Silphidae. The transcript has 8 exons. Bases 126 to 2204 code for a protein of 692 amino acids.
GUUCGCGUCUGCUGGUGAGAAGUUUGCGGGAUUCCGUGAUGUUUAUAGAUGAAUAAAAAGUCUAACAGUUCAAGAAGAAAGAAAAGUUUUCAAUUAAUUUAAAUUAAAUUAUCAAAGCGGGAAUCAUGAGGUGGUGUCUAAUCUUGAUCACGUCGUUGUUUGUUGCAACGCAGAUUGAAGGUCAAGAUGAAACUUUACGAACGACCGGUGAAUUGCGAAGAGCUUGCUCGCGUCGUGGAGCAGCAAAACCGCCUCCAGGAAGAAUAAACACCAGCGAUCGUCUGAAAGCUCUGAGACGCGUCAUGCAGAUGGACACGAUCAUCCAAACUAUAUCAAUCGAUGCGUACAUCAUAACUUCCGAUGAUGAGCAUCAAACGGAAUAUGUCGCACCUUACGACCGUCGAAGGGAGUACAUUUCCGGUUUCAGCGGAAGCAGCGGCGACGCCAUCGUGACUCUGAACAAAGCAGCUUUGUGGACGGACGGUCGUUACCAUCUUCAAGCUGAUAAUCAGCUGAACUGCGAUUGGUUGCUGAUGCGAGAGGGCCAAAGCAAAAUUCCAACGAAAUCCGACUGGUUGAAGAACGAGUUAGCAAACGGAUCGCGAAUCGGAGCCGAUCCGAAACUGAUGUCCGCUUCUGCGUGGAACUCGCUGAAAUACGAAUUGGAUAAUUCCACGUUGCAUUUGGUGCCAGUCCACGUGAAUUUGAUCGAUCUGAUUUGGAAGAACCAUGCGGAUACGAUUGCGGAUAAGGACGCUUUCGUUUGGGAGUUUGAGUACUCUGGGAAAAAUUGGACUACCAAAGUGGAGGAGACUAGGAAUGAGUUGAGGAAUAUGGGUGUGCAAGCAAUGGUUAUCACAUCUUUGGCGGAGAUAGCUUGGUUGUUGAAUAUACGUGGCAGGGAUAUUCCUUAUAAUCCUUUCGUGAAGAGUUACGUUCUUCUCGGCUUGCACGAAGUCAGAUUGUACGUGGAUAGAAGCAAAUUGGUGAAGAACGAUGUGAACAAGCAUCUGCGCACCGAUUGGGGAGUUAGCACGACGUCUAUAACCGUUCAAAAUUAUGAGGAUAUUUGGAUAGAUUUACCCACGUAUCUUCAAGCCUGGAACACGAUUCUUCUACCAUCCAGCAGUCCGUUCAGCAUGGGCGUGAGUCAGGCCAUCUAUUCCUUAGUUCCAGAGAAGAAACGACUAUACAAACCUUCUCCUAUCAUACACUUGAAAGCGAUGAAAAACCCAGUUGAAAUAGCUGGAAUGGAGGUAGCCCACAUCAGAGAUGCAGCAGCUAUGUGCGAGUUUCUGGAUUACCUCGAAACUAGAAUAGGCGAAGGUGAUAUGUGGAGCGAAUUGGAUGUAGCAAAGAUCAUCAACAACAUAAGAUUCGAGCAAAAUUUUAGCUUAGGAAACAGCUUUGAGACGAUCGUCGCAUUUGGCUCUAACGGUGCUUUACCACAUUACGAACCAACUCCAGCCACAAACUCUAUAAUCUUUACCAAUAGCACUUUAGUUAUCGACUCGGGUGGACAAUAUUAUGAUGGAACUACUGAUGUUACCAGGACCUUACACUUUGGUACUCCCACCAAAGAGCAGAUCAAUGCGUACACGAGGGUGUUAAUGGGUAGUAUCCAAUUAUCUUCUCUAGUGUUUCCUCCCAAUAUGAAGAGUUCGGUAGCCGAUGUUAUGGCUCGAGCGCCUCUUUGGGAAGUCGGCUUGGAUUAUAUGCAUGGCACUGGACACGGCAUUGGCACCUUCCUAGGAGUUCACGAAUCGCCUAUUUCGAUGCACUACAACUCACGCAGCAAAGAUCAACAUCUGAAAGCCGGAUACUUCCUGUCAAAUGAGCCCGGAUUCUACAGUGAGGGUGAAUUCGGGGUUCGUCUCGAAAAUAUAUUGGAGGUGAUUCCGAAACCUUGGCUACUCCACUACACCGGUCAAUCUUUCUUAGGCUUCAAAGACGUUACUUUGGUGCCAUACGAACCAAAACUCAUCGACACUGCACUGCUUAGCGUCCAUCAUAAACGUUGGUUGAACGAAUACAACACGAGGAUCAGAGAAUUGGUCGGUAAGGAGUUGAAGGAGAAGAACAAGAUGUCCGCAUUUUACUGGAUGAUGGAGAAGACGAAACACAUUCCCGGCGCCGCGACCAGCCUCAGUUACCAACCGGUGAUCCUAACGACUGCCAUCCUCUUUAUACACUUUCUAAAUUAAUUAAUGCACCUAGUGAUUAGACGAUUUUAUAGUUACAAAAAAAAUAUAUUUUAUUGUUAUUACUUUGCAAAUUUUAGUUUGCCCCGACACAAAGACAAAUUUAUGGCGUAUUGUUCCCCAUUUGCACUUGACGUCAUCAAAAUGUAGAUCAUUGAUCUUAGUGUAAAUACAUGCCAUUGUCUAAUCUUAAGCAAAUAAAGAUAUUUGGUAUAUAAGCCAGAGAUCGCAAGAGCUCAUCAACAUACUUCAUCAAAAUGAAGAUCAUCGCAGUUCUAUUAUUGGUUAUGUCAGUUGCGUUGGCAACGCGUCCUUGCCCAAUGGAUUACCGUCCAAUCUGCGGGUCCAAUGGGGUAACCUAUGGUAACCAAUGCGAUUUCGACAAUUACAAACUCUCGGAUGCAACCGCAUUCGUUGCCUACAAAGGUCGUUGCAAGAUAACUGUACCAUCCGUGCCAGAGUGCAAAUGCGAUCCUAAGUAUCAACCUGUUUGCGGAACAGAUGCUGUCACCUACCAUAACAGAUGUCUCUUGGAAUGCUCGAAACACAACGAUCGUAUUUUGUUCUACCUGUACGAAGGUAGAUGCGAAGAAAACCAAAAACGUAUCUGCCCUUGCUCAUUCGACUACUUCCCAAUCUGCGGCUCCGAUGGUCACACCUAUGCGAACCAAUGCGAUUUCGAUUGCAACAAAGACACUGACAGCACCCUCCAAGUGGCCAAAUACGGAUUAUGCUAGACGACAACACUAAAUAAAUGAUUAUUUCAAAAAAAAUAA